AUGAAAACAAAAAUAAGAAAAAAAGAAAAACAUACUGAUAAUGUAGAAUUUUCUUCUAAAAUUUUAGAUAAAAAUAAAAAAAUUGAAACAUUGCAAAUGAGGAACAUUAAUAUUGAAGUCAAUAAUUGUAAUGAAAAUAUAAGUGAAAAAAAUAUAACAUAUUUUAAUAAGGAUGUAAUUGUUAAUGGAAAUCCAAAAGAAAUAAAAAGACAAAAUAAAGAUAAUAGUAUAAAUCAUUUGGAAAAAAAGAAUAAUAAUAAAAGUAAUAUAGUAAAUAUAAAACCAUCUAUGAAUGAAAAAUUGAAAAAUGAAGAAUUAAGUAAUAUUAGAAGUAAUGAUGAAAUUAUUAAUAUAGAAAAUGAAUCCAUUAUUAUAAAUGAAAAAAUGAAACAUUCUUCAAAUUAUAUAAAUAACAUAGAAUCAGAAUUAAAACAAUAUGAAUGUUGUGAAAAAAUAAAUAAAAUUAAUAAUAAAAAACAUAAAUAUCAGGAAUUAAAUCCUUCUGAAAUAAAUAAAAUGAAUAUUUCGUCUAUUACGAAAAUAGAUAAAAUGGACUUAAAUACGAAAAGAAAGAAAUUAUCAGAAAUUAAUUUUGAUCAUAAUAAUGUUAAAGGCUUUCUAAACAAUCAAUUGUACAAUAUGAAAGAAGAAAAUUCUGAGAAUUAUUUGUUUUCUAUAAAUAACAUUUUAGAUAGUAAUAUUAAAGAUGAAAAUUUAAAAAAAAAAAGUAAAUCAGUUAAUAAAUAUUACAAUAAUAUUGCAUAUAAAAAUUAUUAUCAUAGUGAUAAUAAUAAUAACAGUAAUAAUAAUAAUAAUGAUAAUAAUAAUAAUAACAGUAAUAAUAAUAAUAAUAAUAAUAAUAAUAAUAAUAAUAAUAAUAAUAAUAAUAAUAAUAAUAAUAAUAAUAAUAGUAAUAAUAAUAAUAAUAACAAUAAUGAUAAUAAUAAUGAUGAUAAUAAUAAUAACAAUAAUGGUAAUAAAAAUAAUAAUAAUGAUGAUGAUGAUAAUGAUAAUAAUAAUGAUAAUAAUGAUAAUGAUAAUAAUGAUAAUGAUAAUAGAGAUGAUAACAAUAAUAAUAAUGAUAAUGAUAAUAGAGAUGAUAACAAUAAUAAUAAUGAUAAUGAUAAUAGAGAUGAUAACAAUAAUAAUAAUGAUAAUGGUAAUGAUAACAUUAUUAAUAGCGAAAAUAAAAAUGAUAUAAAUGAAAAUAAUUUCACUAAAAUUAGUAAUAAUGAAUUAAAUAAUAUAGUAAUAAAUGAAGAAGGAAAUUUUGCAGAAUAUAAAAAUGUUUCAUUAUUGGAAAUAAAAGAUUUAGAUAAUCCUAAAGAUAAUUUUAUUUUGAAUAAUUAUAAAAAGGAUUCAGAAAUUAAAUCAAAUAGUAAUUCAUUUGAAAAUAAUAUAAAUAAUAUAGAAGUAAAUUCAUAUAAAGAAUUAUAUAAAAUAAAGGAUUUAAAAGAAUGUUCAGAUAAAUUAGAAAGUGUAGAUAGAUUUUUAUACAACUCAGAAAUAGAUAAUAUCAUAAACAAUGUAAAAGAUAAAAUUACUUCAAAUAGCGAAAUGAAAAUCUUAAAAAAAAACAAUAAUAUUAGUAAUAAUAAAAAAGAAUAUUUAUCAAAUUACACUAAUUUAAACAAUUCUAAUGAUAAAGAAAAUGAAAAUAGAGAAUGUUCUUAUAAUUCAGAAAAUGAUAUUAAUAACUUACGAUUACAAAUAAAAAAAGAGUUUUAUAAUAAAUUAAGCAUCGCUUUAGAUGUUAAUAUGUGUUUUAAUACAGAUGAAAAAUAUUAUAUGAAGUUUUUAAAAAAUAAAAAAUUUCAAAAAUAUAUUUUAAAUACAUCUAAAUUUUUAAUAAUACUUGGAAAACAUUUACGUUUGUCUUUUUGUACAAUAUCAAUCGCUUUAUAUUAUAUGCAUAAAUAUUACCAAAAACAUUUAAAAAAAAAAAAAAACUCUAUAAUUUAUUUAAUUGCUGGUUCUUGUAUAUUUUUAGCAUGGAAAUUACGAGAAGAUUUUGAAGACAUAAAAAAAUCUAAAAAAUUAUAUGAUAUACCUAAAGUUAUAUUCAAAUUAUUAAAUUAUUUUUAUAAAAAAAAAAAACUAAAAAAAAAAAUCAAUCAAAUAGAAAUUGAUUUAAUAAAAUUUUAUAAAGUAAAUAACAAUAUUUUCCCAGAAGAUUCUUUCAAUUCUUAUAUAUAUAAUGUAAAAAAAGAAGAAAUUUAUGAAAAAAUUCAGGAAAAAGAAAAGGAAAAGGAAAAGGAAAAGGAAAAGGAAAAGGAAAAGGAUAAUAAUAGAGAAAAAGAUAAUAACAGAGAAAAAGAUAAUAACAGAGAAAAAGAUAAUAAUAGAGAAAAAGAUAAUAACAGAGAAAAAGAUAAUAAUAGAGAAAAAGAUAAACAAGCAAACAAACAGAAAAAUAAAAAAAAUGAAAGACAAUACGAAAAAGAAAAAAAAAAUCAAAAAACUCCAGUUAAAGAAGAUGAAAUGAAAGAAAGUGAAGAUAAUUUAAAAAAUAUUGAUUUCGAAGAAGAUGUUAAAAAAAAAAAAAAAAGUUUAUAUUAUGAUUUGAUAGAAAUAAAUAAUAUAAUAAAAAGUGGAUAUAUAUCAGAUAUAAAUGAUAUAAAUCAUGUUAGUGAUUUUUUCAGCUCUUAUUUGUCUGAAUGUAACAGUAAAGAUAUUUCCGAAUAUGAGAUUUUAAGUGAUGAAAGAAAGGAAAAUGGGAAAUUAAUAAAAAAGGAAGAAAAAAAAAAAAUAAAUGAAAAAAAAGCAGAAAUAGAGAAAGAAGAGGAAGAAAAAGAAUUAACAAAAAGUGAAAAUGAAAUUGAAAAUGAUAUAGAGAAAAAAAAAAAAUACAUAAAAAAAUUUAAAAAAUUAUGUAAAAAACAAAAAAAAAAUAUUUAUAUUUCUUCUUCUAAAUGGAUUUUAAAAAAUAAGGGACAGAAAUUACAAAUGAUGCAAAAAAUUAUGAUAUAUUAUGAAGGGGAAAUAUUAAAAAGUUUCAAUUAUUUUAUAAAACCAAAAAUACUUUCUUUUGAAUUAUUGCCUUCCUUUAUAAAAAGAUUUGUGCUUAUAAUGAAAGACUAUAUAGAAGAUAAACAAGUUUCAUACAUUGAGAAAUUGUGUUUCUUAAUUAUUUUAGAUUUUUAUAAAACUCCACUUUGUUUAAUAUUUACACCAAAGGAAAUUCUUGUUACAUGUCUGCUAAAAGCAUUUAUUUCCAUCAAAUUAAUAUAUAAUCAAAUCAAUUUUGAAUCUUUAUGUUUUGAAGAUUUUGAAAAAAAAAUAAAUUCUUUCAUUUAUUCAAUAAGUUACGAAGAUCCUAUAAAUAUAAAUAGAGUAAAAAUAGCUUUAAGAGAAAUGAGGCAGAUAUAUCAUUAA
Molecule: messenger RNA, 3375 nt
Organism: Plasmodium gallinaceum
Lineage: Eukaryota; Apicomplexa; Aconoidasida; Haemosporida; Plasmodiidae
Product: conserved Plasmodium protein, unknown function
Exons: 3
Coding region: 1-3375 (1124 amino acids)
Source: RefSeq, a predicted model, not a curated record